AGAGAGAGACCCCUUUGACUACCCUACAGACAGACAGUCAUUCAAAGCACAUUUAAAGUGCUUGAUUUAUGCUUUCUCGUGAAGGCUGUGACUGUGAGGUUUCCAUUGAUUUUGGGAUCGUUUUCUUCCCCCCUCCUUUCCUUUCCUUUGGGUUGUUUUUGGUCGUCCACCGUCAGUGAAUGAAGCGUUAGUUUGAGCUGAAAAUCGAAGGUUACAUGUUCUGUUCAGCUACAUUUGCUUAUGUUCGAAAAGGGUUUCAGUCUUUCAGAUCUGAAGGUUUUUGGGAGCUUUUCGAAUUCGAACUGGGUCAUUGCUCGCUGACUGCCAUCUGGCUAACUCAUAAGUUUGCGCUAUCCUGCAUACUGUGUUUUGCCCCAUUUGAGCCAAGAUGAUGCAGAGGCCUCCCCCUGAAGACUUCUCUCUGAGGGAGACCAACCCCCAUCUCGGUGGUGGGAAGGUCUCCGGUGACAAGCUCACAAGCACCUAUGACCUCGUGGAGCAAAUGCAGUACCUCUAUGUCCGUGUUGUUAAGGCCAAGGACUUGCCUGCGAAAGACGUCACCGGGAGCUGCGAUCCUUAUGUUGAAGUCAGGCUCGGGAGCUACAAAGGCCCAACCCGGCACUUUGAGAAGAAAACGAAUCCCAAGUGGAAUCAGGUUUUUGCUUUCUCAAAGGAUCGGCUUCAGGCCUCGAUGCUGGAGAUCACCGUCAAGGAUAAGGAUUUCGUGAAGGACGAUUUCAUGGGUCGAGUUCAGUUUGACUUGAACGAGGUCCCAAAGCGGGUUCCGCCGGAUAGUCCUCUAGCGCCGCAGUGGUACAGGUUGGAGGACAGGAAGGGGGAUAAGGUGAGGGGAGAGAUAAUGUUGGCUGUUUGGAUGGGCACUCAAGCCGAUGAAGCGUUCCCAGAAGCGUGGCAUUCUGAUGCAGCUACGGUUAGCGGAAUUGAUGCUCUUGCAAAUAUCCGUUCAAAGGUAUGUCUUUCCCCUAAGCUUUGGUAUUUGAGAGUUAAUGUUAUCGAAGCUCAGGAUCUCCAGCCUAGUGACAAGGGUCGAUACCCGGCGGUUUAUGUCAAGGCUAUUCUUGGAAAUCAGGCUUUGAGAACUAGAAUUUCUCAGAGCAGGAGUAUUAACCCGAUGUGGAAUGAGAAUUUGAUGUUUGUUGCGGCUGAGCCGUUCGAGGAACACCUGAUUUUGAGUGUGGAAGAUCGAGUUGCUCCCAACAAGGAUGAGGUGUUGGGACGCUGUGCAAUCCCGCUGCAGUAUGUAGACCGGAGAUUGGAUCACAAACCUGUGAACACGAGGUGGUACAAUCUCGAGAAGCAUGUCAUUAUAGAGGGAGAGCAGAAAAAGAAAGACUCAAAGUUCGCAAGCAGGAUUCACAUGAGGAUAUGCUUGGAGGGUGGCUAUCAUGUUUUGGAUGAGUCGGGCUCUAGUCAGGUGGGCCGGGUCUACUGA
This is a messenger RNA of Rhodamnia argentea, 1453 nucleotides long. Its product is annotated as FT-interacting protein 3-like. The transcript has 2 exons. Lineage: Eukaryota; Viridiplantae; Streptophyta; Magnoliopsida; Myrtales; Myrtaceae. The record is from RefSeq and is a predicted model, not a curated record. Bases 389 to 1453 code for a protein of 354 amino acids.